This is a messenger RNA of Williopsis jadinii, 180 nucleotides long. RefSeq lists its product as uncharacterized. The transcript has a single exon. The record is from RefSeq and is a predicted model, not a curated record. Bases 9 to 179 code for a protein of 56 amino acids. NCBI's taxonomy places the organism in Eukaryota, Fungi, Ascomycota, Saccharomycetes, Phaffomycetales, Wickerhamomycetaceae.
UAGUGGAGAUGCCGGGGCUGUGGUGGGUGCGUGGUGUUAACACCUGGUCCGGUAUGCUGUUGUUGUGGUGGUUACAGUGGUGGUUACAGUGGUGGUGUUCCACUCGUGUGAGUAGACGGUACAUCGUGUGUUCCGGUGGGGUCUAUCUGUGUGCUGUCAGCGAAGGGUGCACUAGGUGAA